AUGACAGCCUCACAUUUCUGUGAGGCUGCAUAUUGUGGGACACCCGAUCUCCCACGCUGGUUCUGCGCCAGCUGCGACUCGUUCUUUUGCACGGCUUGCUGGUUAUUGCAAACUCCACAUCUCCCAAAGAAGGUUGGACUCGAUGGAUUGCCACACGAAAAAACCGAUGUGAAUGUGGUCAACAGCCUGAAGGGCAUUCUCGACCCCCCAAGCAGCCUAGAUACGCUGAAGAAGCUGCAUGAAGACGAUGCUGGCAGCAAAUGGUUUGGGGUUGAGCGCAGUGAAAAUCAAAAUCCUGUGACACAUCUCCAUACACCAGUGUUUAGGAACUAUGGAAGGUAUGCCACACUGAUGGCAGAAAGUCGUCCUUCGAAUGGCUGUACAAGAUAUCCUCAAUUGGUGUCGUUCAUCGGCCAGACAAAUGCUGGGAAAAGCACCCUGAUCAAGAUGCUCAUAUCUCACGGGCUGCUUAAGAGCGGUGACUCGACCUCUGACUUUCCAUCUCCUGUCGUGGGAGCAAGUAGGCACGACAAUCUACCUACCUCAGGCGAUGUUCAUCUCUAUGCCGACCCAUCUACCAUACACAGCCAGUUUCCCAUGCUGUACGCAGAUUGUGAAGGUCUCGAUGGUGGUGAACAAGCCCCACUCGCCAACCAAGCCUUGAAGAACACAGCCCCUCACCCAUCGGAGGAAGUUAAAAAGCUUGUCAUUGGUGGAGCGAAAAAGGUCCUUGAGUGGGCGAAAGAUGAUGUGACAAGUGGAAGAGAAUACGCCGUGAAGCAUUUAUAUCCGCGGCUGCUCUUUACUUUCUCUGAUGUUAUUAUCUUCGUUCUUCGCAACCCAAAGGCCUUUGAGUCUGUAGCAUUAAAGCUCCUUCUUGAUUGGGCAGCUUCUUCUCUAGAAAAAUCACUCAAUCAGCCGAUACUUCCCCAUGCCAUUGUUGUUCUCAAUGCAACAGAUCUACAAGUCCACGAAGACGAAUGGGAUGUCGAGAAGGCCACCAAAAACUUGAUGGAAAAGAUUAAGCAUGCUGUCGACAUCGACCCUGACUUCCGAAAAUACAAGGAAUGGUGGCGGCUGAAGGGUAAAAGGAUCAGAACCAUGGAAGAGCUCAUCAAAUGCUACUAUUCUUCAAUCUCAGUCGUGCGAAUACCUGCGAAAGGCCGUUAUAUGCUUAUCAACGACCAACUUGGGAAGUUGCAUGAUCGUAUCAUACAUGAUUGCGAUGCCGCCUUCUCUGCCCGGCAGAGGGUCCGCAUGCUUCCUCAUGCAGAUGAAUUGAACGAAUACCUCGAAGCUGGGUUCAACCACUUCUCGAAGCGACUCGACGUUCCGUUUAACUUUGUCGAGAUUGCAGUAAGAAACCAUCCGGUUCCUCAAAAUUUCGGAGAUCAUGUCUCAAAUCUGGCAGCCGAUAUGCAACAGAAGCAUGAAUACCACGAUGCCACUAUCAUCUUCGAAGAGCUAAGCCCCUUUGUAGCUUCUUGUCUUCUUCUAGAUGCUGUUCGGGGGCGUCGUCCUGGCCACCUCAUGGACUUCUUCAACAAAUAUUAUAGCAAUAUGUGUAAAGGGGCACUGGAUCGGUUCUGCGAUAUGUUUUGGCCUUGUUCCUUUCGCGAUUCUCGCGGACGUGCUUGUCGCAACAUGAGAGCUGGCCAUCUAUCAAAAGGCCAUCAAGAUGGGAACGGCCGAAUCAUUGGAUCUAGAACUUCUGGUCAAUACGAAUCCAAUUUCUCGCGGGAGGUCUACCAGAAAAAAUGGCUCGAGUCCAUCAAGAGAAAUCUGGAAACCUGUGAUGCUAAGCUGCAGCAAAAACGCCAGUCCAUUGGAGCUAGCCAGUUGAAGAUAUUGGAGGCCGAAGACGCAUUCCAAUUACAUCUUGAGGAUCACGUACAGGUCUUUUUUCAGGAUAGGAGAGGAGCUAUGGAUUAUAUGAGUCUAGCUACUUGCUAUUGCUGCUUGAUGAAAGUACCUGAGCAUCCUUUGCCAUGCGGCCACGUCCUAUGCACCGAUUGUGUCAAGAGCUAUGGAAAGAGGCUGGAGCAUUCAUCUGUGAGCAUGGACUCUUGUCCGCUGCAUCCAGAAGAAUCGAAGGCCUACGGUUAUUGGGUGGUCCGCUUCAAGCCUGAUUUUGCUGGAGUACGGGUCUUAUCAUUGGACGGAGGCGGCGUCCGUGGUAUAAUUGAGCUGGAGGUAUUGAGAGCGAUUGAACGAGCGAUCGGAGGCAGGAUUCCUGUUCAAAGAUUCUUUGAUCUCAUUGUAGGAACAAGCACUGGCGGUAUAAUAGCGCUCGGAAUUGGUGCCAAACAUUGGUCAAUAAGGACGAGCACGGAAAAGUUCUCAUCCUUGUGUGACCAGGCUUUCACGCCCCGUGAACUAUCGAGCGUGAAAGUUGUCAACAAAGCGGUAACACUACGACAUGGAAGUAAGUAUAAGACGAGGCCUCUUCAUCGCUCCUUGAACACUGCGUUUGGCGAACAAUUCUUGUUCGGUGGGGAACAAGAGACGGAUACCGCAUACAUGACAAAAGUAGCCGUGGCCACCACAUCCGGCACAGGACAAAAUCCGAUAAUCUUAUCAAAUUACGGCCGAAAAGAUGAGCCACGGCUUAAUUAUCAGAUUGAAUUCUCUCUUGGCUCUCGUCUGGGACUGAAGGUUUGGGAAGCAGCUGCGGCCACCUCUGCCGCCCCUUCCUUUUUCAAGCCGUUCGUCCAUCCAAACGCCGAUCGAAAAUAUCUUGACGGCGCCCUCUAUUUCAACAAUCCGAUCAAGAUCGCAAACAAUGAACGGAAGCUUCUGUGGCCCGAAGUCGCCGAUUGUCAUCCCGAUCUCAUGCUUUCUAUCGGAACGGGACAGAACCAAGAGGAAACUGAGGCAGGCGUGGCGAGAGGUGCAAAAAGCCAGAACGAAUUAGAGAAACGUAAGACGGCUAAAAAGUAUGGGAAAACAGAUGCCGCAGAAAAGAAGCAGACAUCUCGCCCGAGACGCGUUUUCCGUGCUGCUGGGAAUGCCAAGAACUUCUUUUCGGUUUUGGUCAACCGCAUGGAAAGUACUCUUGAUUCGGAACUAGCAUGGAGGGAUUUCGUUGCUGAUAUAUUUGGGGCAAACAACUCCGAUGUCAACUGCCAGCGGUACAUACGCUUGAAUCCCGACUUGAAAAGUGAUGUACCUUCAAUCGAUGCCAAAAAGGACUUGAAAUCUCUUCAAGACAGAACUAUUGACGAGCUCUCAUCUUCUGCCAACAAACGAUUGAUUCGUAGCAUCGCUCAUCGGUUGAUUGCUAGCUCUUUCUAUUUCGAGAAAAUGACGCCAAAGGAAAUUCAUGCCUCAGAAUCCUUUGUUUGCUCAGGACUACUCCUAUGCCGUUUCGAAACGGGCACUACCGAAGUACGAGAACUUGGACGUUACCUCAAAGGAAGACAAGAGCGCGAUUUCCAACCACACUUCUUGAUCCGAGAUGGUGGAGACAAGUCAGAGAGUCGAGUAAUCAUCACGCCUGAAAAGCUCAACACUAUGAUUGACCGCGGGGUCUUUGAUCUUGGACAGCAAGAUAUCAAAAUAUCUAGCAGACAAACACCCACGACAAUCUCACUAUCAUUCGCCGAGUAUGAACAGGAUCAGCAGGAGCUGUACUGUAUUAGUGGAUUCCCAAGAACUCUGGUGAUCGAAGAUUCCGCAAGAGGUAAGACGCACCGUUUGUGA
Messenger RNA from Hyaloscypha bicolor E, 3702 nucleotides. RefSeq names its product FabD/lysophospholipase-like protein. Gene Ontology annotation, biological process: arachidonate metabolic process. Lineage: Eukaryota; Fungi; Ascomycota; Leotiomycetes; Helotiales; Hyaloscyphaceae. The transcript has 9 exons. Gene Ontology annotation, cellular component: membrane. Bases 1 to 3702 code for a protein of 1233 amino acids. The record is from RefSeq and is a predicted model, not a curated record.